Molecule: messenger RNA, 351 nt
Organism: Arabidopsis thaliana (thale cress)
Lineage: Eukaryota; Viridiplantae; Streptophyta; Magnoliopsida; Brassicales; Brassicaceae
Product: DEAD/DEAH-box RNA helicase family protein
Exons: 2
Coding region: 1-351 (116 amino acids)
Source: RefSeq, marked reviewed
AUGGAUACGACGUGUUUGGUGUUAACUUGGAUGGGAUCUAGGGUUCCAAUAGAAACCAUCGAAGAAGACGGCGAAUUCGAUUGGGAAGCAGCAGUCAAAGAAAUCGACUUGGCUUGUCUAAAAACCACAAACGCUCAUCCACCAAUUACGGAAAAUCUCACUAAACCACCUGCGAAAAGACAAUCUACUCUCGAUAAAUUCAUCGGUAGAACCGAACCUAAACCAGAAAAUCAUCAAGUUGUUUCUGAGUGUGGUGGUAAUGAUAACGAUAAUAGUCUUUUAGUUGAGAUUGAUCCUGAGGCAGCUAAAACUUGGAUUUAUCGAGGUUUGUUGAGAUUGUUAACUUUCUGA